Molecule: messenger RNA, 744 nt
Organism: Branchiostoma belcheri (Belcher's lancelet)
Lineage: Eukaryota; Metazoa; Chordata; Leptocardii; Amphioxiformes; Branchiostomatidae
Exons: 1
Coding region: 1-744 (247 amino acids)
Source: RefSeq, a predicted model, not a curated record
AUGCUACAACUGCUUGAGGAGGAGAAGUUUGAUCUGACGUGGCGGUCAACCAUCUACAACUUGCCAAAAGGUAUUUUAAGUUUCGCGGUGCGCGCCUCCAUAGACGCCCUGCCUACCUUCUGUAACCUGGCGACGUGGGGGAAACGUAGCAGUGACAGAUGCAAACUGUGCGGGAAGCGGGAAACACUUCACCACGUUCUGAACCACUGCAGUGUCUCUCUUCAACAAGGACGCUACACAUUCCGACACAACGCCAUACUGAAGCACAUAACGGACAGCAUACAGGACGCCAUUGACCUCUCACAGAUCACCGCCACUCUAUAUGCCGACAUCCAAGGACACACGACCAACGGGGGGACUCUGCCGGUACACAUACUGCCUACAACACAGAAACCUGACUUAGUCACUUACCUUCGAGAACAAAACACAAUCCAUAUUCAGGAACUGACCGUGCCGUUUGAACAGAAUAUCAAAACCAGUCACGACCGUAAGGUCAACAAGUAUGCAGCCCUAGCGGCAGACCUUAGAACAGGCAUCACCACAACUCUUACCUGCUUCGAGAUCGGAUCCAGGGGUCUCAUCACACCCGACAACAAGAGCAGACUUAGGACACUGUUUCAUGUAGUUAAGUCAAAACCACCAAAGAACUUCUUUAAAGACAUUAGCCGCAUUGCCAUUUUAUCGUCCUAUGCUAUAUGGAAUGCACGUCACGAGCCGAAUUGGGACUCAGAUACCUUACUGUAA